This is a messenger RNA of Homarus americanus (American lobster), 612 nucleotides long. Its product is annotated as nuclear migration protein nudC-like. The coding region runs from base 85 to 612 and encodes 175 amino acids. Gene Ontology annotation, biological process: protein folding. NCBI's taxonomy places the organism in Eukaryota, Metazoa, Arthropoda, Malacostraca, Decapoda, Nephropidae. Gene Ontology annotation, cellular component: cytoplasm. The record is from RefSeq and is a predicted model, not a curated record. The transcript is spliced from 4 exons.
GUACAAAUGUUUGUUUACACCGAGCGGCUGACAGAGUGAGGAACUGAGAAGGAAACUCUUGGAUAUUCUAGAACAUUAUACAAAAUGGCAAGCAGCGAGGAAAAGUUCGAUGGGAUGCUGUUGGCUAUGGCUCAGCAACAUCCUGGUGGUGUAGUUGAACUUUUGGACACUUUCUUCAGCUUCCUGGCCCGGAAAACUGACUUUUAUACUGGAGCUCCAAAAGAGACUAGUGAAAUGAUGGUCAUUGAAAAAUUUAAGAAGUACCAGAACAUAGCAGUUGCUGAGCAAGAGAAGAAAAAGGCUGAAUAUGAAGAAUUGGAAAAGAAAAAACAAGAACGAUUGAAGAAAAAGGAGAUGGAGGAGAAAAAAGCAGCAAAUGUACCAAAGAUUAAAGAACUUACCGAGGAAGAAGCCAAUGCGCUAGAAAAAAAAUUGUCAAAGGACUCUGACGAUUCGAAACAGCCUGAAGAAGUUGAGAAAAUGGAAGAUGAUGAGGAGGAUGGUAAGAAUAAGGGAAAGGUCAAACCAAAUGCUGGGAAUGGCUGCGAUUUUGAGAAAUACCGUUGGACUCAAUCACUACAGGAAGUUGAGGUAAGUGUGAAAAUUCUGUAG